UUCAAUUUCCUUCCAGCAGAUGUCAGGUACAGACGGAGAGGGUCAGAGGAGUUGGGAUAACGGCACAAAGAAUUUGGAUAAAAGAUCAAUCCUUGGAACCGUGUUUUAUAAAGCCACCCGCAGAUGCUACAGUGUCUUGUUGUCCCUGAACUCUGGUGGGUCUGGACAGUCUCUGCAUCCUUCGCCAUCAGACUCUGGUGACCAUAGUACCUACAGGACCUGUGGGACAGGGACUAUAUAAUCCUUCUAACUGUGGUGGGACCUGACCUGGGGCUUCUUGCCAGUGACCAUCUCCUAUUUCGCAUCCUGAGGGAUCACUGGAUCCUUUGUAGAGGCUUCCUCCUGUUCUAGACCUUUUGCCUGCUGGGAGUGAGAGAUGUGGAAGAGUGGAACAUCCUUAGUGAUUCUGUCCCUGCUCCUGCCGCUGCUACCCUCCCUAGGCCAAGCACAGUCAGUUCUCACUGAUGAUGAAAUAGAAGACUUCCUGGAAGGGUUCCUCAGGGAGUUGGUCCCUGAAGAAGAUGAUGAUGAUAAAGCAGAACCCAGAAGGGAGGAAGAUGAGGGGGGAUUUGGAAUCACUAGAAGUGGAGGCUACGAGGAAGAAGAAGAAACCCAAAUAGGAAAAAAGCCAAAAGCACCUAAAGGAGGUGGAGCAGACCCAGCUGUCAAAGCUAAAGAAAAACAAAAGAAAGAGAAAGCCCCAAAACCCACCAAAAAACCCAAAGAGAAGCCACCUAAGAAGGAAAAACCACCUAAACCAACUAAGAAACCUAAAGAGCCUAAAGAAAAGAAGCCAAAACCAACCAAAAAACCUAAGCCACCCAAACCCACAAAGAAGACACCAAGUAAGAAACAAGACCGGCGUCCAGAGGUAGAUGAAGAAGAGGACAGGAAGAAGAAAACCAAAGAAGAAGAAGAAGAGAGAUUCCAAACACCCCAAGUCCCUGAUGAAGAAGAAGACAGCUAUAGGACACCAGUUAGAGAAGGAGAUGAACGAUAUAGACAACCACAGACUCCUGAAGAAGAUAGAUUUGGCUAUAGAAGACCUCAAAUUACAGAGGGAGAAGAAGCGGAGGACAGAUAUAAGCCACCUCGAGUCACUGACGAUAAGCCACCUAGAGUCACUGACGAUAAGCCACCUAGAGUCACUGACGAUUAUGAUGAGGAAAGAUACAGAAGACCCUAUGUCAAAGAGGGAGGAGAGGAAGAGAGGUACAGAGCAGAAGUCCCAGAGGAGUAUGAUGAGGAAAGAUACAGAGAACCAGAUAUUACAAGAGAAGGGGACAGGUACAAAACACCAGAAGUGACAAAGGAAGUAGAAGAUCCUUAUAGAACACCUGAUGUUACUGAUCAGGAAAGGUAUAGAAAGCCCCCUGAGGAGGAAGAAAGGUACGGAAGACCACCAGUGACCGGCACAAAACCACACACUGGAGAAGAAGACGUAUGGUCAGAAGGUGUUGAAGAGGAGACUCCAACAGAAGAUUACAAUGAACACCUGGAGAGGGAGGACUAUGAUGACUAUGGGAACAACAGACGUCAAGAGAAGCCUCCAAAAGUACCUAAGCGUCCAGAGCGCCCUGUAGUCUAUGAGAAACCUGCACCCAAGAAGCCAGUAGUUGUCACUCCUCCACCAAUUCCUGAAUACCCGGACCCCAGACCAGGAAUUAACUACGACGACUAUGAUUAUACGGUGUUCCUGAAGCCACCAGACAAGGAGGAUGAGUGGACAGAUGAAGACAAAUACCCGACAAAGACAACUAGCAAAGAGGAACGUGAGAAAGAGGAGGAGGAGAGAAAUCGGAAAGACAAGAAGAAGACCCAGGAAACUUGGGAUUCGGAAGAGGAGGAAGAACUUCCAAAGGAGAGAAGAAAGUGUCCUCCCCUUGGUCUGGAAUCCCAUCGGAUAGAUGAUGAUCAGAUGCUUGCUUCCUCUAUGUUGCGCCAUGGGCUGCACGCUCAAAGAGGUCGUCUUAACAUGCAAGCAGGCGCCAAUGAAGAUGACUUCUUUGAUGGUGCCUGGUGUGCCGAGGAUGAUGGCCGAUCACAGUGGUUGGAGGUGGACACUAGAAGAAGCACAUUAUUCACUGGUGUUAUAACCCAAGGACGGGACUCUGUCCUACAUGAGGAUUUUGUCACCACGUUCUAUGUGGGCUUCAGUAACGACAGUCAGAAAUGGACCAUGUACACUAAUGGGUACGAGGAGAUGAUGUUCUAUGGUAACGUGGACAAGGACACACCGGUACAGACAGAUUUCCCAGAACCUGUGGUAGCAAGAUUUCUCCGUAUAUACCCACAGACCUGGAAUGGCAGCCUGUGCAUGCGUAUGGAGGUCUUAGGAUGUCCAAUUUCCAAUGUGGUCAGUUAUUACAGCCAGAAUGAAGUGAUCACAUCAGCCGAUAACUUGGAUUUCAAGCAUCACAAUUACAAAGAUAUGAGGCAGCUCAUGAAAGUUGUAAAUGACGAAUGCCCGACCAUCACUCGAAUAUAUAACAUUGGUAAAUCAGCUAAAGGGCUUAAAAUUUACGCGAUGGAAUUUUCAGACAAUCCAGGGGAACAUGAAGUAGGGGAACCAGAAUUUCGGUAUACAGCUGGACUUCAUGGCAACGAAGUUCUUGGCCGGGAGUUGCUUCUUCUUCUCAUGCAGUUUAUGUGCAAGGAAUAUCGAGAUGGCAACCCACGCAUCACAACUCUAGUACACGAAACCAGGAUUCACCUUGUGCCCUCACUAAACCCUGAUGGGUAUGAGAUUGCAAGUCCAAUGGGGUCAGAACUUGGGAAUUGGGCCUUGGGCCACUGGACAGAAGAAGGCUAUGAUAUUUUCACCAACUUUCCAGACCUUAACUCAGCGCUGUGGGCAGCAGAAGAAAGGAAGAUGGUCCCUUACCGGUUUCCCAACAAUAACCUCCCUAUUCCAGAAAGCUUUUGGGCAGAAGAUGCCACAGUGGCAGUGGAGACCAAAGCUAUUGUUGCUUGGAUGGAUAAAAUUCCUUUUGUUCUGGGAGCUAAUCUACAAGGUGGAGAAAAGCUGGUCUCUUAUCCAUAUGACAUGGCAAGAGCAGUGAAGGAUGAAGAGGAAACACCGCCCCGGUAUCGUCAUCAGUUCCUCCAAGAAGAGGAAGAAGAAGAGGAGGAGUCUGUUGCUGAAGCCCCAGGAGAGGAUGAUGAAGGAGUGGCCAGGACACCUGACCAUGCCAUUUUCCGGUGGCUUGCCAUCGCCUAUGCUUCAGCCCAUCUAACUAUGGGAGAGACCAUUCGUGGUAGCUGCCAUGCCGAUGACUUCACCAGGGGUAUGGGCAUUGCCAAUGGAGCCAAAUGGAGGCCUGUCUCUGGCAGUAUGAAUGACUUCAGCUACCUACACAAUAACUGUAUGGAGCUCUCCAUAUACCUGGGCUGUGACAAGUUCCCACAUGAAAGUGAAUUGGCUGAGGAAUGGGAGAAUAACAAAGACUCUCUACUUACCUUUAUGGAGCAGGUUCAUCGUGGGAUUAAAGGCAUUGUGACAGACCGCCAUGGGGAACCAAUAGCUAAUGCAUCAAUCUCUGUAGCAGAAAUUCAACAUGAUGUCAAAACAGGGAGCGACGGUGACUACUGGCGUAUUCUAAACCCAGGGGAGUAUCGAGUGACUGUUCGGGCUGAAGGUUUUACACAGAGCACCAAGUCAUGUACUGUUGGCUAUGAAGUGGGGGCGACUCACUGUAACUUUGUUCUGGCACGUUCCAACUGGCAAAGAAUCAAGGAGAUCAUAGCAAUGAAAGGCAAGGGACCUCUCCGUCUGGCUCCCCCUGGAGGCCGUCGCCUUUCUCCAUCCGCAAGGCAGCGCAUGCAGAGACGACGGAUGUGGUUGAAUCGCCAGCGCAAUCUUACCACUACUCUUCCACCCACAACCACGCCUUUUGUUCCAACCACCACUUUACCUCCCACAGAGACACCCACAACCAUGCCUCCCCGUAGGUUGGAGCCCCCCACUCCUACUGAAUCUCUGUGGGACACAGAAACUGAGACCUACACAGAAAUAUACACAGAAGUGGAGACAGAAACCUGGGAAGAGGAGGGCACUACACCUGUCGCACCAUUCACCACAGCAGAGACUUACACCGUAAACUUUGGGGACUUCUGAGAGGGCCACCUCAAUGGAGAAGGGUUACAAAAUUUGAUGUUUGAGCGUCGUAAAGGGUUACAGUUUCUACCCCAGAGGGGUCAACUCAACAUGUAUAUAUAGCUUUGAUCAUCUGUAAACAGAGUCCACAGUAAAGCUGUAAUAAAGUAAUGUGGGCCACGA
Molecule: messenger RNA, 4279 nt
Organism: Hyla sarda
Lineage: Eukaryota; Metazoa; Chordata; Amphibia; Anura; Hylidae
Gene: AEBP1
Product: AE binding protein 1
Exons: 21
Coding region: 377-4117 (1246 amino acids)
Biological process (GO): negative regulation of transcription by RNA polymerase II; proteolysis
Molecular function (GO): RNA polymerase II transcription regulatory region sequence-specific DNA binding; zinc ion binding; DNA-binding transcription repressor activity, RNA polymerase II-specific
Source: RefSeq, a predicted model, not a curated record